Molecule: messenger RNA, 1065 nt
Organism: Desarmillaria tabescens
Lineage: Eukaryota; Fungi; Basidiomycota; Agaricomycetes; Agaricales; Physalacriaceae
Product: snare binding protein
Exons: 7
Coding region: 1-1065 (354 amino acids)
Biological process (GO): proteolysis
Molecular function (GO): aspartic-type endopeptidase activity; protein binding
Source: RefSeq, a predicted model, not a curated record
AUGGAGCUCACGUUCGUCAACGACCUUGGUCACUCCUUCGUCAUUGAAAUCGACCCACAGAUGGAGCUGGAAAACGUUAUGGCACUACUUGAGGCCGAGUCGGGUAUUCCAGUAUCAGAGCAGCACAUAUCACACGAGGGGCGGCAUCUCAAUGACCCCAAGGCCACGAUACAACAACUAGGCGUGGCGGAUAAAGCUAUGCUAUUGUUGCGGCGCACAGUUGCUAAUCCUGCGGGAGCAGCUGUACCUCAAGACGAUGAGAUGAUGCGAUUACAAUUGCUUGGGGAUCCGUCUCUUAUGCGUGAGCUCAGAGAGACCCAACCUGAGCUAGCCCACGCAGUAGAGCAUGACCCUGCUCGCUUCUCCGAGCUCUUACGGUUGACGAAAGAACGACAAUACGAGGCCGAGCUAGCACAACAGCGGGAGAUCGCCACCUUGAACGCGGAUCCUUUCGAUGUUGAGGCUCAACGAAAGAUCGAAGAAGCUAUCAGGCAACAAGCAAUCAUGGAGAAUAUGGCUCACGCUCUAGAGUAUUCUCCGGAGAGCUUUGGGAGAGUCACGAUGCUCUACAUCCCGGUGGAGGUAAACGGCCAUAAAGUAAAGGCAUUUGUUGACAGCGGCGCACAAUUCACCAUCACUUGCGUACUAGGACAAGGCGUCGACCUACUCUUUGGCUUGGACAUGCUAAAAGCUCACCAAGCGUGUAUCGACCUGGAGAAGAAUGUACUCCGGAUACAAGGACGGGAAGUGACUUUCUUGUCUGAGCAUGAGCUUCCGGACAAAGCUAGGGAUGAGGAUGUUUUAGAGAGUACGCCUUCAUCAUCCUCUGCAUCAGGUUCUGGCUCUUCCGGUCCCAGUCAGCCUGCUGCUCGGUUCCCCGGGGGUGGAAACACUCUGGGAGGAGCCCCCCGGCCAACACCACCGCGUGCUUCUGCAUCGACGCCUCGUCAUUCAGAGGAGUACAUAAAGACAAUUAUGGAUCUUGGUGUGACAAGAGAGGUCGCAAUAAGCACUUUGGAUGCUGCUGGUGGGAACAUUGACGUCGCCGCCUCGCUGCUGUUCUAG